AGGAUGGCAGCCAAAGGAAAUGGAACCUCCAGUGCUCACUUUGUCCUCUUGGGAUUCUCCCAACAGGGCAAUGUCCAGGUUGUUCUCUUUGUGGUCUUCCUGGUGAUCUACGUGAUCACCCUGCUGGGGAAUGUGGGGCUGCUGGUGUUGAUCCGGCUGGUUGCCCAGCUCCACACCCCCAUGUACUUCUUCCUGAGCAGCCUGUCCUUUCUGGACCUCUGUUAUUCCUCCUGCAUCACUCCCAGGCUGCUCUGGGAUCUCCUGGAUGAGGAGAAGGUCAUUUCUCAUGCCGCAUGCCUCACGCAGUUCUAUUUCUACGUGGCCUUUGCCACCGCUGAGUGCUACCUCCUGGCUGCCAUGGCCUACGACCGCUACGUGGCCAUCUGCAGCCCCCUGCCCUACUCCCUCUCCAUGUCCCGAGGGCUCUGUGUGCUUCUGGUGGCCAGCUCAUGCCUGGCAGGGGUCACAAAUGCCACCCUCCACACGGGCCUGGCCCUUGGGCUGAGCUUCUAUGGCCCCAAUGUCAUCGACCACUUCUACUGCGAGGGGCCCCUGCUCUUCGCUCUCUCCUACGACCCCGCGCCUAACGAGCUGGGGAUGUUUGUCAUGGCAGGCUUCAACCUGGCUGCCACCAUCCUGGCCAUCCUGCUCUCCUACGCCUUCAUCCUGACCGCCAUCCUGGGCACGCGCUCGGCCGCAGGGAAGCGAAAAGCCUUCUCCACCUGCACGUCCCACCUGGCUGUCGUGGUGGUCUCCUAUGGAUCCUUCAUGGCCAUGUACUCCCAGUGCAGCUCCAGGAGCUCCCAGGUGCAGGACAAGGCGGCCUCAGUGUUCUACACCAUGGUCACCCCCAUGCUGAACCCCUGCAUCUACAGCCUGAGGAACCAGGAGGUGAAGGCUGGGCUCUGGAGACUGAUAGGGAGGAAAGGUUCUGCUGAGAAAUAG
Corvus hawaiiensis (hawaiian crow) is the source of this 945-nucleotide messenger RNA. RefSeq names its product olfactory receptor 1019-like. Gene Ontology annotation, cellular component: membrane. NCBI's taxonomy places the organism in Eukaryota, Metazoa, Chordata, Aves, Passeriformes, Corvidae. Gene Ontology annotation, molecular function: olfactory receptor activity; G protein-coupled receptor activity; odorant binding. Gene Ontology annotation, biological process: G protein-coupled receptor signaling pathway; sensory perception of smell. The record is from RefSeq and is a predicted model, not a curated record.